UCAAGGUCCCUCCUCCUCACCUACCCAUCUAAUCUGACCAAAUCGUGACCCCCUUUGUGAAAGAAUGGCUUCGCUGACAGUGUUAUCAUCGUCGUCACCUUGGCUUUCGUGCGGAGGAGGUAGACAUGCUUGCAUUCCUUCAGCUUCCCUCACAUUCCUUGCGGGUUCAACAAGGAGAAGCUCAGUGUCGUUGAAUGUUGGGAGCAACCCCAUCCCUCAUUCCGGGCUACUUCAUUGCUCCUUCAUUCCCUCCUCUUCCUCUUCCUCUUCUUUUUCGUCCUCUUUCUCUUUCCCUUCUUCCUUUUCAGGUUUAUCUUUGGGUUUGAAUUUGAGUUAUGGUAAUGGGGUCGGAAGAGAAAAAGCCCGCAGCUUAGUUGUGAGGGCUAGGAAGUUCGCUCUUUGUCAAACAAAGAGAAACAGGUCGCGAAAGUCUCUGGCUCGAACUCAAGGCUUCCGCAGACGGAUGAGAACCACCAGUGGCAGAGCAAUAUUGAAGCGCCGACGUGCGAAGGGACAGAAGGUCCUCUGCACAAAGACCAACCCCAACAGCGGGAAGCGUGCUUAAUUGUCACUCUGCAUGAUUCAGUCUCAGCGGGUAAGUGCAAUGAUAUGCAAUGUUGUCCAGUAGUUCACAGAGGUGGACUUGGUUGAUUUUCCAU
Molecule: messenger RNA, 659 nt
Organism: Juglans regia (Persian walnut)
Lineage: Eukaryota; Viridiplantae; Streptophyta; Magnoliopsida; Fagales; Juglandaceae
Product: 50S ribosomal protein L34, chloroplastic-like
Exons: 2
Coding region: 65-565 (166 amino acids)
Biological process (GO): translation
Cellular component (GO): mitochondrial large ribosomal subunit; ribosome
Molecular function (GO): structural constituent of ribosome
Source: RefSeq, a predicted model, not a curated record